Molecule: messenger RNA, 2447 nt
Organism: Ricinus communis (castor bean)
Lineage: Eukaryota; Viridiplantae; Streptophyta; Magnoliopsida; Malpighiales; Euphorbiaceae
Exons: 10
Coding region: 60-2255 (731 amino acids)
Biological process (GO): response to oxidative stress; hydrogen peroxide catabolic process
Molecular function (GO): heme binding; peroxidase activity
Source: RefSeq, a predicted model, not a curated record
UCUCAUAAUUUUGCAUUGUAAUUUGCAGCACCAACUUUCACUAUUCGGCAGCGAAAUAAAUGGCUCAUCAUUUAUUUUUUAAUCGCAUGGUUCUUACUAUAUUCUUAAUUGUUCUCUCAAGCAUGCAAUCCCAUGCACAACUUUCAUCAAACUUCUAUGAUAAUACAUGUCCUAAUGCAUUGAGUACCAUACGGACAGCCAUCAGGUCUGCCGUCUCGCGUGAGCGUAGGAUGUCAGCAUCUCUCGUUCGCCUUCAUUUCCACGAUUGUUUUGUUCAGGGUUGUGAUGGUUCAAUCUUGCUGGACGAUACAUCUUCAAUGACUGGAGAAAAAUUUGCACGCAACAAUAAUAAUUCUGUUAGAGGAUUCCAAGUCAUAGACAAUGCAAAGGCGCAAGUCGAAAGCAUAUGUCCUGGAAUAGUUUCUUGCGCUGAUAUCGUUGCAGUUGCAGCACGGGAUGCGUCUGUUGCUGUCGGUGGCCCAUCAUGGACAGUGAAGCUUGGGAGAAGAGACUCUACCUCUGCAAGCCAAAGACUAGCUGAUGCAAACCUUCCUGGAUUUACAGAUAGUCUGGAAAGUCUAAUUUCUCUAUUUGAACGCAAGGGUUUAAGUGCAAGAGAUAUGGUUGCUCUUUCAGGAGCACAUACAAUUGGGCAAGCUAGAUGCCUGACCUUUCGUGGUAGGAUUUACAAUAAUGCAAGUGAUAUUGAUGCUGGCUUUGCAAGUACCCGAAGACGCCAAUGUCCGGCUAACAACGGAAACGGAGAUGGAAAUCUUGCAGCACUUGAUUUGGUUACACCUAAUUCUUUUGAUAACAACUACUUCAGGAAUCUUAUUCAAAAAAAGGGUCUUCUUCAAUCAGAUCAGGUACUUUUCAGCGGCGGAUCUACAGAUAAUAUUGUUAAUGAAUAUAGCAGGAGCCCGUCAACUUUCAGUUCUGACUUCGCUUCUGCCAUGGUAAAGAUGGGAGAUAUAGAGCCUCUAACUGGUUCUCAAGGAGAGAUACGGAGGCUUUGCAAUGUGGUGAACUUUUCAGGAGUGAAAAAGUCGAGGUUUCCAAGGUUGUCAUCCCCUGACCCAUCACCAGGACAAGGAACUGUGUCCACUAUAGUUCUGGCAAAUCCAGCAUCAAUAUCAUUUCCAUUGCCGUUGACCCUGUCACGGAAGAAAAAGCAUUUUGCUCGUCCAAAUGACAAUCCCACUGUAUUCCACAAGCAAAAUGUUUUUGAUACAUGUAAAAAGAAGAAAAGCAUAAAGCAGUUAGGCAGACGGAGAAUAGGAAAUAUGGCUUGUCGUUUAUCCGUUACUUGUUUGGUUUUCGCAAUAUCAUUAAUGACUUGCUUAUGGGCAUGUCAAGCACAGCUUUCUGAUGAAAGCUUCUAUAACCAGAGAUGUCCUACUGCCCUGAGCAUUAUAAGGGGAGGUAUUAGUGCAGCUGUUGCGCGUGAGCUGAGAAUGGCUGCUUCGCUUAUUCGCCUGCAUUUCCAUGAUUGCUUUGUUGGGGGUUGUGAUGCCUCAAUCUUGCUGGAUGAUCCACAAGGCGAGAGGAGUUCAAUCAGUAAUGCCAACUCUGUCAGGGGAUUUGAAGUAAUUGAGGCUAUCAAGGCUGACCUUGAGAGACAAUGUCCGCAGACUGUUUCAUGUGCUGAUAUAGUUGCAGUAGCAGCUCGCGAUGCAUCUGUUGCUGUUAGUGGACCAACAUGGUCAGUAAAGCUUGGAAGAUUGGACUCCCCCACUGCUGCAACUGCAGCCCAAGCUGAUGCCAAUCUUCCUCGAUUUGAUAAUACUCUCGCUCAACUUAGGGGAUUCUUCAAUCCCAAGGGUUUCUCAGACAGAGAAAUGGUUGCCCUUUCAGGAGCACAUACAUUUGGCAGAGCAAAAUGUUUUUUCUACCGCAACAGGGUGAACGGCAAUGGAAAUAAUAUCGAUGCUGGAUUUGCUCGUCUGAUAAGAGAUACAGUUCCUUGUCCAGCUGAUGGCUCAGGGGACGAAAACCUUGGCGACCUUGACGCGUUGACUCCUGAAACUUGGGAUAAUAGAUACUUCAGAAAUCUUAUCGAAAGAAAGGGCCUUCUUCAAUCUGACCAGGAACUUUAUAGUGGUGGAUCAACAAACAGCAUUGUCGAAGAGUAUGAUAGAGAUGUUUCAAUCUUCAGGUCUGAUUUUGCGUCUGCCAUGGUAAAGAUGGCAGAUUUAAACCCAAUAACUGAUCCUAAUGUUGGGCAGAUAAGAAGGAUUUGCAGUGCUGCUAACUAAUUUGUCAGAUGAUCAUUUAAUCAAGUAUCAAUAGUGUUAUAAGUUUGGUCUUUAAAUAUUGUACUGUGGGAGAAUAGGCUAGAGCGAGAUGUAUCUCACUUGAUGCAAUUGUACUGUCUGAUUGACAAAUGUUCACCAGUUUUCCUUUACAAGAAGUUUAAUUUAGUAACAAUCUAGAAAAUUCAGUUAUCA